Molecule: messenger RNA, 1749 nt
Organism: Fopius arisanus
Lineage: Eukaryota; Metazoa; Arthropoda; Insecta; Hymenoptera; Braconidae
Gene: mst
Product: misato mitochondrial distribution and morphology regulator
Exons: 6
Coding region: 63-1691 (542 amino acids)
Biological process (GO): mitochondrion organization
Cellular component (GO): cytoplasm; mitochondrion
Source: RefSeq, a predicted model, not a curated record
UUUGAGAGAAACUAACAAUUCAGUUAUUUAUUCCUUUAUUUUGAUAAUUAAAAAUCGUGAACAUGACGAGGGAGAUAAUUACACUUCAACUGGGGCAUUACGCUAAUUAUGUGGGAGCUCAUUGGUGGAACCUGCAGGAAGCGAAUUUCUCUUACGAUCCAUCCCAUCCCUCAGAAAUAGACAAUGAUGUCUUGUACCGAGAGGGAGAAAACCCCCGGCGAGAAGUGACAUUUACCCCUCGCUUGCUCAUAGUCGACCUGAAAGGCUCCCUAGGUUACCUUCCAGAACGAGGAUCACUCUACGACCAAGUCCCUGACCCAGAAUCCGGGCCCAGUGGGCUCUGGGACCCAGACAACCUAGAAGUCACCACCGAGGAUCCCCUCCCCAAGUCUCCCUUCAUCCAGAGCCUGGAGAAGUCGAGAGAGACCGAGGAGGAAGUCUCCUUGGACCUCGACACCGAGAUCCAGAGUUGGGUGGAUUACCUAGUCCCCAGGUUCCACACCCGAACCGUCAACAUCAUCAGAGAGUACCAGCACAAGAGCUCAAGCCCUCCCUUCGACGUCUUCCAUUAUGGGAGGAAUCUCUGGAGUUCUGAACAAUUCCAGGACGAUUUCUGCGACAGGAUCAGGGCUUAUGCCGAGGAGUGCGAUCUCAUGCAGGGAUUCCAGGUUCUCUUGGACUCGACAGAUGCCUUCGCCGGGCUUUCAACAUCGUGUAUUGAGCACCUGCACGAUGAAUACACCAAGAGUAUCGUAGCUUUCCCUCUGAUCGAGUCCCGCAACUCGAAACCCUCGGCGUCAGAUCACCUGAAGGCAGUGAACAUCGCCCUGUGCUACCAGCAAUUGAACGAGCACGUAUCCCUGUACAGUCCUCUGAGUUGUGGAGAGAAUGGCUGGCUUUCUUCAGGUGCUCCCAGGGUAUUGCCCUACCUGACUUACAAUCAGGAUUUGAGGUACCACACGAGUGCUCUCUUGGCCACAACCCUGGACACAUUGACAAUCAGAUACAGGCACAAGCAGCACACCAUGUCGUCCCUCUCAGACUUGUGUGCAGAUCUCAAUAAAUCUGGAAGGAAAGCAGCAGCCACAACCCUCAGUCUCCCAUUCCCCAUGACAGUAAAACGAGAUCUCAUUGAUAUUCUUGACGAUCUGGAGAACGAGUCUACUCCUCUAUGGACGAGUCUCACACCCAGGGUCACUGUCUCCGGGGACAGCUGCAUGCAAAGUCUCACACUCAGGGGCGUCAGGGAGGACCGACUGAAGAGGCCAGUGCCUGAGGCCAGGAAGCAGAUGGCUAAACCUGCAUACAGAUGCUCCACUGUUCACGAGAUGAUGAGCAUGUACCUGGCGUACUCCUGUCAUGCUUCUGCCACCCAUCUCACUACCCUGGAGUCUGGUCUCAAGGUUUCCGCACCUUUUCCUAAGAUUUUUAAGGAUAAUAUCCAUGGAAAUGGGGAUAUCGCUGGCUGGCCCGUUGGCGAAGAGGUGAAAAGUGUUCCAGUAUUAUCAGGAAUUCACAGCACCCCCGAGCUGUCAAGAUUAUUCGAGUCCCUUCACGAUUCAUUAGCCUCGAUAAAGAAUAUCAAGAGGUUCCACGCCCUGGCGGACUCUGGCCUCGAGCAGGACGAUUUCAAAGAGUGCUUAGAUCACUUACUGGACAGCAAAGAGAAUUACGAGGAGCACUUCGUCUAAUCCCUCAAUUUUGUACUGCGUAAUGUGAUUUUAAAUAUACAAAUGAUAUUUACUGUUA